AUAUGAGAGUCCAGUCCACGCGUCGAAAAGUAGGUUAGCAGGGUAGACAGAGUGAAAGGCAGUCCGAACGAAAAAGGGGAGGUAGAGUAUUUGGGACCUUGCUUGCAAGCUAAACGACCGUGGGAGCAUUUUGUAAAAAGUUACCGAAAUAGUGCAUCGAGACAAACAGGACACAAUUCAACUUGAACAGUCGAUUUGCUUUGUAUUUGAUUCACCAUUGCAAGACUUUGUCGAACGAUAAGGAAGCACUCGCGGAUUUUUCCUUGUUUAAUAUAUAUAUAAAAAUCUAGUUCGUCAGGCUAAAUACGUUUUAUUUUACGUGCCAGCAAAUGCUUGUCUUUCAACAGUUGGACAUAUAUUUUUAUUUUGUUACACACCACAUGAAGUCCAAUUCAUUGAUCCAGAAACGAUAAUAUUCAACAUGAGAGCUCAAAUAGAAGUAAUACCCUGCAAGAUCUGUGGGGACAAGUCCUCAGGAAUCCACUAUGGAGUUAUUACCUGUGAAGGCUGCAAGGGGUUCUUCCGCCGCAGCCAGCAGAACAAUGCCAUGUACUCGUGUUCCCGCCAGAGGAACUGUCUUAUUGACCGAACCAGCCGCAACCGCUGCCAACACUGCAGACUGCAGAAAUGUCUGGUGUUAGGCAUGAGCCGGGACGCGGUGAAGUUUGGCCGUAUGUCUAAGAAGCAGCGCGACAGCCUGUACGCUGAGGUCCAGAAGCACCAGAAGAACCAGGAGUGUCUGAACCAGGGUCUGCCACUGUCCAGGGAAGAUGUGGCUGGGGGAGAAAGCAAGGGGGACAGGCACGGGGAGCUCAGUCGCUCCUACAGCAGCGGGGGCUCCAGCUCCACCCUGAGUGACCUGGAUGACAUUGCGGUGCUCCCCAAACUGUUUGACCUCCCCUUGACCCCACAGGAGGCCCACGAGUACUGCAGUCUGGACCUGCAAGAAGACCACGGCGGAAGCACUGGGAACACCUCCAAUUCUUCAUCACCAUCAUCAUCCUCGCCCAUUUCGUCCAAUCAGAAUUCUCCCCAGCAAAAUCUACUGGAUGUCACCGACGCCAAUGGGAUCAAACACGAGUACCAGAUGUUGUCGCACACACACGUGCUCCUGGCACACACACACGCCACACUGCUAGAGACACUGCCUGAUGACUGCACUCUUAUGGAUAUAGAGCGUAUCACCCAGAGUGUGGUCAAGUCCCACUUGGAGACGAGUCAGUACAGCUCUGAGGAACUGAAGAGGCUGACAUACAAUCGGAUGCAGUACUCACCUGAGGAGACUCGCAACUUCCAGUGCGAGUCUGCAGAGUCUGUGUGGCAGCAAUGUGCCCACCACAUCACCAAUUCCAUCCAGUACGUGGUGGAGUUUGCCAAACGCAUUACAGGCUUCAUGGACCUGUGUCAGAAUGACCAGAUCAUUCUGCUCAAAGCAGGCUGUCUGGAGGUGCUGUUGAUUAGGAUGUGCAGGGCAUUUAACGCCACCACCAACACCAUGUUCUUUAAUGGCAAAUUUGCCUCUGCUCAGCUCUUCAAAGCCCUCGGUUGCGAUGACCUGGUUAGUGCCGUGUUUGACCUGGCUAAAGGGCUCUCCCGCCUGCAGCUGACCGAUGAGGAGAUGGCUCUGUUCAGUGCCGCUUGCUUACUGUCCCCAGACCGACCAUGGUUAGCCGACAGCCAGAAGGUCCAGAAGCUACAGGCGAAGGUCUACCUGGCUCUGCAACACAGUCUGCAUAUGAGCGGGGCUGCUGACGAGAAGCUAGACCAGAUGGUAUCCAAGCUGCCGAUAAUGAAGUCCAUCUGUAAUCUCCACAUCGACAAGCUGGAGUUCUUUCGUCUGGUCCACCCCGAGACCGCAUACAGCUUCCCACCACUCUACCGGGAAGUGUUCGGGAGUGAGAUCUCUCUCCCCGACUCUACAAACAACUCCUAGAGAGAAAGAUGGAGUGAAUGUGUUAGAGAGAAAUAUGUAUGGAGGUAGGGAAGUGAAAGGAGAGAAUGAACAAGUGAGGGAUAUAAAUAGUGACCUCAGAAAUAACCAGCUGUUAACGAGACAAUCCAGGACUUAAAAUACUCAGUCUCCCAGCAUCCUGUUGUGUUAGUCCACCACUAUCCCAGCAGGCCAUACAUCUUACACUACAGACUUCACCUUCACGGUCCUUUUGUACCGUAGCACUUUGGACAAACUAAUGGGCGAUAUGCAUAUUCUACAGUAUGCACAUAGAUCAUUUAGCAUUAGAACAUAUUUUUUCAAUGCUCCCCAACCCUGUCAUGAAUGUACCUCACUGACAAGCACCAAUGCACCAGCUAGAGCCCCACACCAAAUGUAAAUACUAACACCCUGCUUCAGUUCGACUGUUCAAUUUAGAAUCGUUGUAAUUCUUUGGUUCUACUCAACAUACCCAGGGUUCAUUCAUUUGUAGUCCCACAGACAGUUCUUGGCGGUACCAUAUACAGUUGAAGUCGGAAGUUUAUAUACACUUAGGUUGGAGUCAUUAAAACUCGUUUUUCAACCACUCCACAAAAUACUUGAAAACAAACUAUAGUUUUGGCAAGUCGGUUAGGA
Molecule: messenger RNA, 2566 nt
Organism: Oncorhynchus tshawytscha (Chinook salmon)
Lineage: Eukaryota; Metazoa; Chordata; Actinopteri; Salmoniformes; Salmonidae
Product: nuclear receptor ROR-beta-like
Exons: 9
Coding region: 422-1933 (503 amino acids)
Biological process (GO): regulation of transcription by RNA polymerase II
Cellular component (GO): nucleus
Molecular function (GO): RNA polymerase II cis-regulatory region sequence-specific DNA binding; zinc ion binding; nuclear receptor activity
Source: RefSeq, a predicted model, not a curated record